Dibothriocephalus latus is the source of this 1269-nucleotide messenger RNA. NCBI's taxonomy places the organism in Eukaryota, Metazoa, Platyhelminthes, Cestoda, Diphyllobothriidea, Diphyllobothriidae. The record is from the annotation of a GenBank genome assembly.
AUGCCUCGUUUACGUAAUCAAUCUACUGACAGGGUUGAAGACGGUGAAGCGAUGGUGAACUUCGUUGCCUGUUCUCUCAUGUCUGUCGAGGACAACUGUGUCCUUCAUCCACUGAACAUGCACGAUCUGUACCUUCACAUAAACCCUUCCGGUGAAAGAAUAUCCCUCAGUCUAUCGAAUACCUCUUCAUCUUCAACAAUCGCAACCAACAGAGGCAGAAGGCAAGCACCAAUGAGAAGUGCAGUGGCGGACCUAAUUCAGCGACGCGGCUCAGAAAUCCGGAGACUUUCAAUUCGUGUGUGCAAACCAGGAAGUUGUGAGAUUAAAACAAAAUACGCCCAGGAGCUUCCGUCUCUUGCCAGAGAUCGCAUCCUCCCAAUCAUUGAAAUGUGUGGUUCAAGCAUUAGUUCUUUAGAAGUGUCCGCUGAGAUCAUUUGGGCCUGCUGCAAUGACAAGCAAACCAGCUCAAAACUUCCUCGGCUGCAGGAGAAGUGCCUAAAUGUUCGAAAGGUAAUGGUGAUUGCCAGCGAUUGCUCGGAUUUCGGACAAGAACUCCAUCCGUCCGCAAAGGAUAUUUCCACCUAUUUGGGCCUGUUUCCCUCACUGAAGGAAGGGAAAAUCAUUUGCCCUGGACUCUUCAGUGAGCAGACUGUUCAUGAGGUUCUUACUAACUGCAGACAACUCCGGCGUCUCUACAUUAUUUCCCAUGAAAACUCGAAAAUUGACUACACUCCAUUCCCAAAACACGAUACACUCGAGCUUCUCUUCCUGGAAUUAAACGGGCUUUCUGCGGACGAUGGUUGUAACAGACUUUUGAAUGAAACGCUAUCGAACUUGUUCUCCCCUAAAUACAUUCUACUAAAGAUUGAGCAUGGCAAAUAUCCCAGCACUAAGUACCUGAAUUCAUUUUUCGCAGUCAGGCCUGAACUGCAGUGGUUGGUUGUAGUUUUCAACAAAUACGGCAAGGUACUGUUGUGUCACGCUGACAAGCAGAGUAGGACAGGUGUCGAAAUUAUCAAGGAUCCCACAUUCCACCUAGGAAAUCUGAUUCACACCUACCCAGAGCUUUAUGAUAUAUUUUGGACGUGGCCACCACUAGUAGGCUUACCUCCACGCCCUCCUAUCCUGCCUCGUGAUCUUAGGGCCUCCAGCAUACCCAUUACUGAUGUUUGCAUUCUGGACAUAGAGGUAGCCGAAGAGGAGUUGGAGUUGGAAGUUGCCAGUGCUUUACCGCAAGAUGACGUGCAUAAGCGCAAAGAAAUGCUGUAG